Messenger RNA from Solanum tuberosum (potato), 1515 nucleotides. Its product is annotated as patatin-like protein 3. The coding region runs from base 105 to 1343 and encodes 412 amino acids. The transcript has 6 exons. Gene Ontology annotation, molecular function: glycerophospholipase activity; monoacylglycerol lipase activity. Lineage: Eukaryota; Viridiplantae; Streptophyta; Magnoliopsida; Solanales; Solanaceae. Gene Ontology annotation, biological process: lipid metabolic process. The record is from RefSeq and is a predicted model, not a curated record.
AAUCACUAAGUUUUAACUUUCUUUUAACAUAACAAUACACCUUUCUCCCCCUCUCUCUUUCAAAUAUCAAAACAUAAACUUUUUUUGUUAGGUAAUAACUCAACAUGGGGAGGAUGGUUCUUAUAGCUGCAGCAAUGACUCUUUUUGUGACCCUUCAAGUUUUGCAAGCUCCAUUAAUGGUUUCUGCCGCUACCAAAGGAAAGACGGUAACUAUUUUGAGUAUCGAUGGAGGUGGUAUUAGAGGCGUUAUUCCUGGCACCCUUCUUGCCUUCCUUGAAUCCAAACUUCAGGAACUUGAUGGACCAAAUGCAAGACUUGCAGAUUACUUCGAUGUAGUAGCAGGAACAAGCACAGGUGGAUUAGUAACAACUAUGCUUACUGCUCCUAACAAGGAUAAUCGUCCUUUAUAUCAAGCAAAAGACAUUUCCAAUUUCUACAUGGAACAUGGCCCUCAAAUUUUUCCUCAAAGCAGGCGUAACAGCUUUGUGAGAAGGGUCACAAAUUUGUUUGGAGGACCAAAGUAUGAUGGCAUAUACUUGAGAACAAUUAUUAAUUCAAUAUUAGGCAAUAUUACAAUGAAGCAAACGUUGACUAAUACAGUCAUACCUACUUUUGAUAUCAAACGUCUUCAACCAAUUAUCUUCAGUACUGCUGAUGCAAAAGCAAAUAUCUCAAAGAAUGCUCAAUUAUCAGACGUUUGCCUUAGUACAUCGGCCGCACCCACAUAUUUCCCAGUGCACAGUUUUGAGACUAAGGAUGCUCAAGGGAAACCACGUACGUUUGAUCUUGUCGAUGGAGGUGUAGCUGCAAAUAAUCCAACCUUAAUGGCAAUAACAUACGUUUCAAAACAAAUCAUGACGGGCAACUUUCAAUACGAGGGUAUGAAGAAUAUGGACUGCAAGAAAAUGUUGGUCCUGUCGUUGGGCACUGGUAUAGGCAAGCAGGAAGAGAAGUAUAAUGCUACAGUGGCUUCCAGAUGGGGGAUGUUAGGUUGGGUGUACAACAAUGGUGCCACUCCUUUGAUAGAUAUCUAUGGUGAUGCAAGUGCUGAUAUGGUAGACAUACAUGUUUCCACCAUGUUUCAGACCCUUGGUAGUGAGAAGAACUACAUCAGAAUUCAGGAUGACAAUUUGACAGGGGAGGCUGCAUCUAUGGAUAUUGCAACAACAAAAAACAUGGAGACACUAGUACAAAUUGGUAAUGAUCUAUUGAAGAAGCCAAUUUCAAGGGUCAACUUAGAAACAGGCCGAUAUGAACCAGUUGUUGGGGAAGGCACCAACGAAGCUGCUAUAGUCCGCUUUGCUCAGUUGCUUUCAGAGGAACGGAAGCUCCGAAUAAACUAAGGAAAUACUUGUAGAUUUUUUCACACAAUUUGUUGGACGAUUAGAGGAUUAAUUUGUAUUCUUUUACCUUCAAUAGUUAAGCGCCUAAAUAGUAGACCAUGUUGUAAUAUGAGAAUAAAUAUCCCAAGAGGAAAAUAAAAUUUAUGUAAUUGUUCUGUUUUUUUCUCAUAAA